Messenger RNA from Lactuca sativa (garden lettuce), 1755 nucleotides. Its product is annotated as protein FAR1-RELATED SEQUENCE 12. The record is from RefSeq and is a predicted model, not a curated record. Gene Ontology annotation, molecular function: zinc ion binding. Lineage: Eukaryota; Viridiplantae; Streptophyta; Magnoliopsida; Asterales; Asteraceae.
AUGGACAAGGUGUUCAGGGCAAAGGAUAAGGCAAGAAAGCAUAUAACUGGGGACUACACAAAGCAGUAUGAACUGUUGAGGGACUAUGUUCUCGAACUUCAAGCCACCAACCCAGACACCACAGUGAAAAUAGAUGUAUGUUCUGAGCCUAACCCUGAUUCCCCAACUAGGCAGUUUAGAAGAAUUUAUGUGUGCUUGGGUCCACUGAAAAAAGGGUUCAAGGCAUGCCUUAUGGACUUAUUAGGUUUUGAUGGUGCCUUCAUGAAAGGACCAUUCCCUGGGCAAGUCCUUUCAGCAGUUGGUCUUGAUUCCAAUAAUGGAAUUUACCCAUUAGCAUAUGGGAUUGUUGAGUCUGAAAACACAGAAAGCUGGAAAUGGUUUUUAGAUAACCUUGGGGAUGACUUGGACCUUGGAAGAAACUCAAAUUUUACUUUCAUAAGUGAUAGGCAAAAGGGUUUACAUACUGCAGUUGAGCAAAUUUUUCCCAAUGCUGAGCAUAGAUAUUGUAUCAGACAUAUUCAUGACAAUAUGAGGAAAAGAUGGAGGCAAACAGAGUACAGGGACCACUUAUGGAGGUGUGCAUCAGCUACCACCAUUCCUGAGUUUGAACAUUUGAUGAAGGAGUUUAGUCAGUAUGAUAAGGAGGCAUGUGAAUGGUUGAAGCAAAUUCCUCCUAAACAUUGGGCAAGGAGUCAUUUUUCAGGAAGAGCAGUUUCUGAUGUGUUGAUAUCAAACAUGUGUGAAGUGUUUAAUGGGAAGAUAGAGAAAGGAAGGGAUAAACCUAUCAUUGGAUGUUUGGAAUUCAUAAGGGAGUAUCUAAUGAAGAGGAUAUGCAAUGUCAUGAAGGAAAUGAAAAAGGAUAAAGGUCCACUAACACCCACAGCAACAGACAUCCUAGCUGCAAGAAAAACAGUUGCUUCACAAUACAUUGCUAGGUGGAAUGGGGGAGACAAGUAUCAAGUCACAGGAGCUUUGCAGGAUCAACAUGUGGUUGAUGUUAGGAACAAAACAUGCACUUGCAGAAAAUGGGAAUUAAUUGGAAUUCCAUGCAGACAUGCAAUUGCAACUAUGAAUGAGAUGAGUAAAGACCCAGAGGUUGAGCUUGACAUUUACAAAUGGGUUCACAAGGUGUAUUUUCUAGAGACAUGGAAAAAGGCUUACUCUUUUAAGGUGGAGCCAAUUAAGGGUAGAUCCAUGUGGCCCAAAAGUGAAUGUCCCACAAAGCUAAUCCCUCCUCCACAUCGCACUCAGGUGGGAAGGCCUAAGAAAAAGAUAAGACAAAGUGAGGGGGAAAGGUUAAGCAAAAAGCAGAAGGCAAGUCAAGGUGAUGGAGUGAAUGCUGCACAAGAAGGAGGUUCCCAAAAACCAACAAAUGAUGGAGUGCAGAAGCUAUCAAGGAAGCAUAUCAGUGUUACUUGUAGAAAAUGCAAGAACAAGGGACACAACUCUAGGACCUGUAAAGGGCAAGGUGGGAAUCAAUCCAAGAAGUAAUGUGUCAUGCAUGCAUGGAGUUUUCUAUGAUUUUGGUUGGUUAUGAAAACUUGGUUGUUAUGUUUACAAUAUUUUCUUGAAAAUUUUUGGUUGGUUGUUAUGAAAACUUGGUUGUUAUCUUAGGUAUGGUAAUGUGUCCCUUUUGGUAAUGUUUAGAAUCUUUGGUUGUUAUGUUUAGAAACUUUGGUUGUUAUAUUACAAAUCUUAAUGAAAUGUGCAUUUUGGUUAUGUACAAUUGGUUCUAAUAUAUAUAUUUUGGUAACA